AUGCAUGAUCGUUUCCCUGAUUUAAAAUCGUUGAAAAAGUCAAGCGAGGAUAAAUAUUCUUGGAGAAAUAUUGGAGAAUGGCGUACACGAUACUCUAAGCUAUAUUCUACGCCAAGUACAUCGCUAAAGUCUAAAGAAGAUGAGAGCCGUAUUUCAUUCAUGGCCAAUGAAACCGAUCCUUACGCAAUGCUUCUGCAAAAGAUGAGAUCCCUAGGGUUUAACGAGGAUACGAAAUCAAAGGAAUCCUCCACACAAAGCCUGUCGACUUUUGUGUCGGCACUCAAUGAAAUGUACGACUUGAAGAGGAACAGUGAACUAUUCCAGGACUUGGGUGUUCACGAUACGAUGCUAUUAAAUUUAGUACGACAGCAAAGUUCUGAAUUGAGAGAGUCCCAAGACCAAACCGUUGAGUUACCACGAGAACAUCAGAAUGAUUCUGAAAGUGAAACAAACGAACCUUGUAAUCACGGCCUGAGCAUUCGUAUGACGGAUCGUAGCGUAUCACGUUCGAGAUUCUCAAGAGUAUCAACACGGCGUGACAUGGACAUCCCUUCGAUACUCGCAUACAGCGCCAAUAUAUCUGCACCGCCACAACCGGGUUUACCAGCUUUCGAAAAAAAACCCUCCGUCCAUCCUGUAGAGCUACCAAAGUGGUCUGUACGCCGCUCAGUCUGCCCCGUUUGCUCACAGAAAUGGAAAGAUAAAAGCUUUUUGAAAAAUAUUAAAUAUUCUGGAUUGAAACGAAAUUCGUCUAUUUUAUUACCGUCGGUGGUGGCACCAGCACGACUAAGGAUCAUCCGAGAAUAUGCUCCCCGGCCGUUAUCUUCAGAUAUUAGAGAAAUCAACCCAUCUCGCGGUUCUUUUCGCAACUCAAGUGGAUCCUGGCAAUUAGUUCGAGCUCGUCGUAUUCGAAUACCCAAAUCCCUUUUGCCCAUGGAAGAAAAAAAAACUUCUAACUCUAAUGUAACCCGCAGUAAAAUUAAUAUAGAACAACGACUGCAAAAGUUUUUAUCAACUAACCACGAAUAA
Messenger RNA from Papilio machaon (common yellow swallowtail), 1029 nucleotides. RefSeq lists its product as uncharacterized. Lineage: Eukaryota; Metazoa; Arthropoda; Insecta; Lepidoptera; Papilionidae. The coding region runs from base 1 to 1029 and encodes 342 amino acids. The record is from RefSeq and is a predicted model, not a curated record. The transcript is spliced from 8 exons.